This is a messenger RNA of Balaenoptera acutorostrata (minke whale), 1092 nucleotides long. It is a transcript of the gene SEPTIN12, whose product is annotated as septin 12. Bases 1 to 1092 code for a protein of 363 amino acids. NCBI's taxonomy places the organism in Eukaryota, Metazoa, Chordata, Mammalia, Artiodactyla, Balaenopteridae. The transcript has 9 exons. Gene Ontology annotation, molecular function: GTP binding; GTPase activity; molecular adaptor activity. The record is from RefSeq and is a predicted model, not a curated record. Gene Ontology annotation, cellular component: cell division site; septin ring; septin complex. Gene Ontology annotation, biological process: cytoskeleton-dependent cytokinesis.
AUGGACCCCCUGAGGCAGUCCCCCUCCCCCAGCUCGUCACGGGCCUCCAGCCCGAGGACCCUACCCUGCGAGAUGCUUGGUUACGUGGGCAUCGAGGCUGUGCUGGACCAACUGAAGAUCAAGGCCAUGAAGAUGGGAUUUGAGUUCAACAUCAUGGUCGUUGGACAGAGCGGGCUGGGCAAGUCCACCAUGGUGAACACACUCUUCAAGUCCAAGAUGUGCAAGUCCACCAUGCCGGGCCUGGGGGUGCCCACACCCCAGACGCUGCAGCUGCAGUCUGUGACCCACGUCAUCGAGGAGAGCGGCGUGAAGCUUAAGCUGACCGUGACCGACACGCCCGGCUUCGGGGACCAGAUCAACAACGACAAGUGCUGGGACCCCAUCCUGGGCUACAUCAGUGAGCAGUAUGAGAAGUACCUGCAGGAGGAGAUCCUCAUUACCCGGCAGAGACACAUCCCCGACACCCGAGUGCACUGCUGCGUGUACUUCGUGCCGCCCACCGGGCACUGCCUGCGGCCCCUGGACAUUGAGUUCCUGCAGCGGCUCUGCCGGACUGUGAACGUGGUGCCUGUGAUCGCCCGGGCCGACAGCCUGACCAUUGAGGAGCGAGAAGCCUUCAGGCACAGGAUCCAGGAAAACCUGAAGACUCACGGCAUAGAGGUGUAUCCACAGAAGUGCUUCGAUGAGGACAUCAAUGACAAGAUCCUCAACAGCAAGAUCCGGGAACGUAUCCCCUUCGCUGUGGUCGGGGCUGACCGAGAGCACAUUGUGAAUGGGAGGUGUGUCCUGGGCCGGAAGACAAAGUGGGGCAUCAUUGAAGUGGAGAACAUGGCUCACUGUGAGUUCCCCCUCCUGAGAGAUCUGCUCAUCCGCUCCCACCUCCAAGACCUGAAGGACAUCACACACAACGUCCACUAUGAGAACUACCGCAUCUUCAGACUGAAUGAAAGCCACGUGCUGCCCCGAGGGCCCGGCUGGGUGAACCUGGCCCCGGCCCCGGCCUCCGUCCCUGCCCCCGCUGGCCCCCAGGCCAGCCCCGGACCCCCAAAGGUCUGCUGGUGGGCGAAGGACAACUCAGAUGAGGAAUGCUGA